UUCCUCCAAAUCUGCCAGCGGCCACGCGCAUUGGCCUCCCCGCGCGUCGCUCAUGAUUCCGGGGCAGCGUGUGGGAGGAGCCGGCCGGAGGGACGGAGGGAGGGGUGGCGGGUUAGAGGCGGUGCGACUGUCAAUUGUGUUCCCUAUUCUCGUCAAAAGUCGCCUGUUUGUUGCUCCGAGUACAGCCAGAAAGACCGCGGUGUGUUCUUUCAGUCGGAGCAAUGCGCUCCGUGAGGACACAUGUUCGGAUCUUCAUUUCUUUUCACGCCAAACGCAGCGCAAGUUCGCUCCUGUCUGCACUUUGACAUCGAUGUUUUUGGGUGAGGAGGAGUAGCAGCAGCAGGGUUUCGGGUUGCCUCUUCACAACGCUGGAUUGCUUAUAGAGCUCUUUUUCUUGCACCUUAACCACCUCGCUUUCGUUGCUUCUCGCCACACACAGAAGGUUUUGUCGUUUUGGGUGCACAAACUGAACCGGGAGCCGCCUUGAGGACUCGCAGCACAGUGUGGGAACCGUGAAGACUUGUUGCGCGCAUCCGGGGAGCGCACGAGUCCGGUUUUCAUCCAGCUGUAUACCUGCGUGCGGAGCUUUGAUUUCAACAUAGAGACGUUCAGUGAAGCGGGGAAGAGCUGUGAGUCUCAGAUUAGACUUCCAGCCCGAAGUCAGUACGGCUCGAUGCGCUUUGGGAAUCUGUUCUUCAUUAUCCAAAUUGGGGUGAUUAGUUUCCUCCAGUCCGUCUGUCCGAGCUGCUGAUGCUCCAGGAAACCGAGAACCCGUUUCUCCUGCUUUAAAUGGAACCAACACACAGCAGAGUCAAACUUCAUUCAAGUCACACCCUCUCGAGUUGAUCAUUUUGCCUCUCCACGUGUCUUUUCUCUCCUUGUUGUUCGCGAUGUCUGAGCGCGAUGGAUAUGGAGACAGCGACGCAGCGCCGGACUGCAUUCCGCCGAGGGCGUCCCGAGGUCGGCGGAGCGGAGUCAUCCUCCCCGGUGGCGGCCAGGACACCGACACCAUCCUGCUGGAGUCGGUGAAGGCAGCACCUCGCCGGAGCAGCAUCAUCAAGGAUCCGUCUGUGCAGAAGAUGGGUGGCGGCAGGAAGAAGACGGUGUCGUUCAGCAGCAUGCCGUCUGAGAAGAAGGUGAGCAGCGCGGCGGACUGCCUGGCGUUCAUGCAGGGCGGCUGUGAGCUGAAGAAGAUCCGUCCCAACUCGCGGGUUUACUGUCGUUUCUACACGCUGGAUCCCGACCUGAGCUGUCUGCGCUGGGAGCCGUCGAAGAAGGACGGGGACCGAGCUCGCCUCGACGUCUCCAGCAUCCGAGAGGUCCGCACGGGGAAGAGCACCGAGACGUUCCUCCAUAACGGACCUCUGUCUGAACACCUGGCGGAGGAGGCCGCCUUCUCUGUCAUUCACGGGGACGAAUACCAGUCUCUGGACUUGGUGGCGUUGUCAGCAGAUGUAGCCAACAUCUGGGUGACCGGCCUCCGCUACCUGUUGGCCCACCCGUCUGUCAUCGGGGGAGCCGGAGGAGGAGGAGGUGGAGGGGGAGGAGUUCUGGGUGAAGGAGGUUUUGCGGUUGAAGGAAGUCUGGGGAGUAAGAUGAGGAGUGAGUGGCUGGCUGCAGAGUUCGCCCAGGUGGAUGAAUCUGGAAACAGCAUCGUGUCGGAGGACGUGGCGGUCGCUACGAUCUGUAAACUGAAUCCUGGGAUCAAGGAGGCGAAGGUGCGUCUGCGUUUCAAAGAGAUCCAGCGCAGUAAGGAGAAGCUGACCUCUCACGUUACUCUCGAGGAGUUUCAGGAGGCGUACUGCGAGCUCUGCACGCGGCCGGACGUUUACUUCCUACUGGUUCAGCUGUCCAAGGACCGCGAGUGUCUGGACCCGCAGGACCUCAGGCUCUUCCUGGAGACGGAGCAGGGUCUGUCUCUGGCGGCGACCGAGGGCUGCUGGGAGCUGCUGAAGAGGUGUGAGCCCUCCGCUCAGGGGAAAGAGAGAGGCCUGCUGGGAUUGGACGGCUUCGCUCGAUACCUGCAGUCUCCUGAGUGUCAGCUGCUCGACCCCGAGCACCUGGGAGUCUGUCAGGAUAUGAACAUGCCUCUGUCCCACUACUACAUCAGCACGUCGUACCGCUCCUACCUGCUGGACGAUCAGGUUCACGGCAGAGCGGAUCUCGGAGGUCUGAUCAGAGCUCUGCAGUCGGGCUGUCGCUGCGUGGAGCUCGGAGUGACCGACGGCCCCGAGGGGGAGCCUCUCCUCGGGGUGGACUACGGACCAGACAUCCCCCGCCAUCACCACCAUCACCACCAUCACCACCACCACCACCACGCCCCCGUCACCAUCCGCUCCGCCCUGGAGGUCGUGAAUAAAUACGCCUUCCUGACCUCGCAGUACCCGCUCCUGAUCUACCUGUGUCAGCGCUGCUCUCCGGGACAGCAGCGCACGAUGGCGCAGCAUUUAAAGAAAGUGUUUGGCUCCAGUCUUUACACGCCAGAGGCACUUCAUGUCAGCCUGGGGGGCCGAGCCACGACCUUGCCGUCCCCCGAGCAGCUGAAGGGACGCAUACUCAUCGUGGGGAAGAAACUCCCUCCAGAGCAGGACGGAUCGGACGGUGAGGUGUCUGAGGAGGACGAGGAGAUCGGAGGAGGUGGGCCUCUGGCGGGACGGAGGAUGACUAUCCCCGGUGAGGAAGAACUGGGCGUGGUCUUGGUGGUGCCUCCGCCUUCUCAGCCAAGGAAGCUCCGCCUCCAUAAAGACCUUUCUGAUCUAGUGGCGAUCGCUCGUACGGGCAGCAGAAGCUUCUACGCCCAGAGAGCGAGUCACAAACUAUCGCAGCAGCAUUCCCCUCCCAGCAGCCCCUCCUCCCCCAGCACGCCAAUUCCUCCCGACCCGCCUUAUUGGACGCUGUGCUCACUGGGGGAGGGAGAGGGGGGGCGGCUGACGACAGAAAGCCCAGAGGACCUUGUAAUGUUCACGAAGCGCACUCUGACGCGGGUACGACCCAGCUCGGUGCGUCUGGACUCCAGCAACCCCAACCCUCAAGGGUACUGGAAGGGCGGGGUCCAGCUCGUGGCCUUGAACCAGCAGACCCCCGGCGCCAUGCUGGACCUUCACAGAGGUCGCUUCCUGCAGAACGGAGGGUGUGGUUACGUUCUCCGGCCGGCCGUGAUGAGGGACGAGGUGUCGUAUUUCAGUGCUCACACACAGGGAUGUGUGCCGGGAGUGCCAGCGCAGACCCUGAGGAUAAAGGUGAUCAGUGCACACAACCUGCCGAAGCCUCAGGGUUCAGGGGCAAAGGGGGAGGUCAUCGACCCGUACGUGGUUCUGGAGCUGCACGGCGUUCCUGCGGACUGUGCUGAACAGAGAACACGCACUGCUGCUCAGAACCAGGACGACCCGCUGUUUGACGAGACCUUCGAGUUUCAGGUGAACAUGCCGGAGCUGGCCCUGCUGCGCUUCGUGGUUCUAGACGACGACUACAUCGGAGACGACUUCAUCGGCCAGUACAGCGUGGCCUUCGAGUGCCUUCAGCCCGGCUACCGUAACGUGCCCCUGCUGGGCCUGGCGGGAGACCCCUUACCACACACCAGCCUCUUCGUCCACGUGGCGAUCACCAAUCGACGGGGAGGCGGGAAGGCUCAUCGGAGGGGUCUGUCGGUGAGGAGGGUCGGGAGGAGAGGGAGGGAGUACGUCUCGCUGAGACACACCGGCAUCAAGGUGGUCGACGAGACGUUCAAACCGGCCAGCGCCCCGCUUAAAGAGGCGACUGACCUGCGGGAGGAGGCUCAGAGCACGACGGCCAGCUUCAAGGAGCAGUGUGGGCUCCCCACGGUGGCCAAACUGAAGCAGUGCAUCCAGAGCCUGACCACGAGGCUGCAGAGUCCCGAGGGCCCGAUGGGGGCCACCAUGGUGCUGAGGGACGGGUACCCGUGUCUGGAGGCUCUGGUCAACCUCUCCGAGCCGACGCGUAAACUGCUCGCUGCCUACGACACGAUGAUUGCAGCUCAGAAACAGCUCAUCGAGAACGCAGAUGGUGUUCAGGAGAGGAUCGCCCAGGUGCAGAGAGAAGGGAUGGACUUUCAUGAAGAGCUGUCCCGGCUCGGGGAGAAGGAAGGACUGAAGGGACGCAAACAAAGUAAAGCUGUGGAGAGUUUCACCUGGAACAUCACCGUGCUGAAGGGUCAGAGCGAUCUGCUACGGGGCGCUAAGAUGGAUUCUCUGGACGCUCUGAGGCAGCUGGCUCUGGCGUGUGAAGCCUGUGGUCUCACCUCCUCCAACUCCUCGUCCUCCACCUUCUCCAGCGCCGAGCUGCACUACACCUCCCACCCUCUGUCAGGACGCCGGAGCAGCACGCAUGGAAACGGACGCAUCUGACACCCCCCUCCCCCCCACCCCUCCCGCCCCCCUCCCGCCUCGGGUCAAGCGUGCUGCCAAAGACGAACAGUGAGCGGACGGAAUAAUUACAGAGUGUGAGGAGAUACUAGAGCGAGAAGUAAAGGCGCGGGUGUGAAGAGCUCCUCAGGAGACGGAGGAUGGUUUCCCCUCAUCCAGUGCAGUAAGAGUCUAGACGAGUCUAGACCGCAGCAGUAAAUCUGUUAAAGCCUUACGGGAGUCUAUUAAUGAAUCACUGAAGGUCCGGCCUGCUGAAAGGCUUUUUAUGAAUGUCGAAGAGGACACCCCACACGGGUCCUUGAACACCACACAGCUCCUGCUAAUAUUAAGGGGAGAAAAUGUCUCGAUGUUGUAACUCUGCAGGUUUUCUCUCCGUAGAUUUAUUUGUGAGAGCGGGGCCGUCGCUGGGCGGACUCCAGGGUCCAUUUGGUGUUUCAUUUCAGAGGUUUGAAAUACAGAACAGACGGGGGGUAGGAUUAUUAUCUGCCUCAGUUAUUCAACUCGUCCUCUGGAAGACAACAAGACUACCUGAGUGUGUGUGUGUGUGCUCAUUUGUGCUUACAGUUUUGCAAACAGGGGAAAGAAACCAGGCAGCUUAGAUUUUAAGUCAAAUACAAUUUCUCUUUCUGCCACACUGCAAGCUAACGCAUGCUAGCACAAGCUAACCACGGGUGUUUGUCACCUGCCUGUCCAACAGGAAGCAGACCAAUUCCACUUCCACGGGUAAAAGCCAGCACAAAGUUCACCCUCGUUUUAGAUGUUAUUUUGAGACAUGUCCCUGAUUGGCUGAAAUUUGGAAUCGGUAUCCUGCUCUUCUGUCUGCGUCAAAUCUCUCCAAUGCAAGUGACAGGAUGAAUAUUAGAUGAAAAAAUUGACCUUGUCGGAAGUAUUAAGAGUUUUUUAACAAUGUAUGUGAGUCUGGGGAAAGGUGGAAAAGUCAAAACAUUGAGCUGAAUAUUUGCAGAUUUCAUCUAACUGAGUGCAUGCGUUAUUUUCUAGACGUCAGUGUCACCGUGAAAUCUGACUUCUAUUCAUCUUCUCCGGUCGCUCUGAAAGGCUGAACCGCUCCCUAACAAUGACCCCGAAGAGGUACAUGACUACACGAGGAUUACUCCACUUUCUAAACUUUAACUAGAGUGCAGAAAGAUCGCCUUGCAACCCUGAGAACACAAAACACACACACACACACACACACACACACACACACACACACACACACACACACACACACACACACACAGAGGAUCUUGUUAUCUCCAGCUGACAGCCUUUGAGCCCGUUGUGUUCGGCUGAAACACGAUGAACGACAUGUAGCUGAGAAGAGACGCUGUAAUUGGAGAAGUUGCGGAUGUGUGUUUGUGUGUGUGUGUGUGUGUGUGUGUGUGUGUGUGUGUGUUGAUACUGUAGUACUCCGUGUGUGGAUCACAUAAACCUCCUCCCGGCGCCGACAUGCAAGCUAAUGGCCGCUCAGUGUGUGUGUUUGGUUGUGUGUACAGAGAACAGAUUGUUUAAUGUAGCAAUAUGAUUGGGAGGAAAUUACAAGAAUGUGUACUGACUGAAAACUUUAAGCUUAGUGAUGUUUAUCAAUGUGUGUGAAAAUUACAAAAAUAGCGUCCAGCAGGUGCUACUGAUCCAACUGGUAGUGCGUACCUGUCGUCAGUGACGGUGUUCCCCUCGGCCUUUGACUGUAACUGUUUUAUCUCUAAACACAGGAGAACACCGGUUCUUAAUGUGCUCAUGUUUGUGUGUUAGGUGAAAUUCUGCGUCUCAACCAAUCUUGACAAACGUUUGACAAAAAGCUAAUUUAACAGGAUCAGAUUCAACUUCUUGAAUUCUGUGUUCUGUGGUUAACUAAAUGUUGAUUUUCAGGUUUAUAGGCAGAAAGAGGUUCCGCGUUUUGUCCAAUAAUGGCUAUGAUGUUUCACCGACAGUUUAAAGUUCUAGUGUGUAAACACGGGUUAGAAGACGUGGUGACCAGGGGAACUAUCAUUUGAAGCAUCAAGUUUGGGAUCUAGGUCAUGGCCAUCUUGUUGUUUUUUUGGAGCUAGAUGCAACUGUAUUCAAAGGUUUGCUUAAGUUGGGUGUGUUGCUACAGUGAGUUAGUGUGUUAAUCUGAUUUCUGGUCAACAAUAUCUCAUUACACUUAAAGGAGCAGUAUUUAGACACGUACCUGGCAAGAAAAUUUAAGAACUCCUUCUCUUGUUUUUUCUAUGGAAGCAAGACUACAUUCAUCCUCACAUUUUAUUUCACUCCAUUUUCUCAUGAUAAGGAAUAAUCUCAACUGUUUGUCUUUUUAUUUCGAGUUAACAACGCUGGUUUUCCCAUGAUAACAAGUUACAUGUUUUCGAUACCUUGAGAAAACGACUGAAAUAAACUUGUUAUCACAUGAAAACCAGCGUUGCUCUCCUGAGAUAACGACUUAAAUAAGUCGAGAUCGAGGGAAAACAACCGGAUUAUGGAUGCAUGUCCUCUUGGGGUUUCCAUAUUUUCCUGAUUUUGUAACCAUGAAAAGGUUUUUUUAUUUACUUCAGUUCAGCGUUUAUUUCUUUAGACUGAAAGCACGGCGACUUUUGAAAAGACAUGUUGAAUGUUUCCGGAGAGGAAAUAACAGCUCACCAGCAGGUGGCGCUCUGCAGCAGAGAGGAUGUUUAUGAACACUUUACUCACCUGUUUAACCCUUAAAGUGCUUGUGCAGAACUACUGUAUGUUCCGACGACGCCCCAGAUUUUAAAUUUGUGUUGCCUUUUUCUUAUCUGCAGAAAAUGUCCCUUUUUUAAAACGCUCUCCCCCGUCCUCGUGUUCCUGCUGCUUUUUCCGGAGGCUGCAGGUGGGAGCUGAGUCACCGCCGCAGGAGGAGGCUGACCUAAUAACAUUUCCACGAGUGUGUUUGUGUGUGCGUGUGUCUAAGAAAAGUAGAUGACAUGUACUGAAGGGAGAGCAAAGGUUGUUGAAGAAGAAGAAGAAGAAGAAGGGGGUGAAAUUGGAUGAAGUUUAGAUGCAGGUGUGUUCGCUGGGCUCACCUGCAGAGCGUCAUAAUUGGCUGUGAGUAGCAGACGGAGUGACAGCACCUGCUGUGUCCAUCUAUUAAUACUCACCCUGACUCACAGGACGCCCCGGGAUGGGUGCUUAUGUCUCUUAUAAAACCACGGUGCCCUAAUCCCUGACCUGAAAAUGCAAACUGGUUCAUUGCCAAAAUAUUCACCAAUGUUUCUCUCAAAUCGACAGAAUCUUCAGAUGCUUUUCAGAUCAUAUACAUUUAAUAAUAGUGCAGUAUGUGUCCAUGUAUAGAGCCAAGAAAAGGAAUAAAUCGGUAAAAGAAUAAAGAAAUAAAUCCCGAAAUAUUUGAAAUAGAAGUUACUGAUAAAGAAGUGGAAAUGUCGAGACAAAGAUUAAAAGAGAUUUAUUCAUUUUCAUGCUUAUUUCUUAAUCCAUCCAUCCAUUAUCUGCACCGCUUUUCCCGUUCGUGUUCGGCUCGCGGGGGGCUGGAGCCAAUCCCAGCUGUGGGAGGUGGACGAGAGGCGGCUCACACCCUGGACUGGUAGCCAGAGACAGACAACCAGCCACACUCACAUUCACACCUACGGACACUUUAGAGUCACCAGUUAACCAAACUAGCAUGUCUUUGGACUGUGGGAGGAAGCCGGAGUACCCGGAGAGAACCCACACAUGCACGGGGAGAACAUGCAAACUCCACACAGAGAGGCUCCUGUCAGACGUGGAUUCAAACCAGGAACUUCCUUGUUGUGAUGCAAACCACUGCACCACUGUGCAGCCCUUAAUGGCAUCAUUGACAUGCAAAAAAAACACAACAAGGAUAUUUUAACUUGUUCUCUUUUUAAAUUGUACUCAUCUAUUAAUAGUUUUAAAUUCACAUUUUUUCCUCCUUUUCCAUCUUUUUUUUUGGGUGUCUUCUUUUUGGCCCUGCUGUGACUCCGUACCCUCUGUCUGUCACAGGUGUGUUUACCUGCAGGGAGGACCUGUGGGCAUUAAUGAUGCAGCAGCUGCAGUAAAACAAACCGCAGUAUUACCUUUCUGUAUUCUGGUUUUCAGGCCUGCUGACAAACUGGGUCAGAGAAGCGAACAGGUGAGAGCAGAGAGACAGAAAGAGUCAGCUUUCAGUAAUUAGACCGAGUUAACUGUGACCGUCACGCUCCGAAUAAUUCAUUAAGGUAUACUGUAUUUACAGGACGCUGUGUUCGACAGUGAUGCCUCUCUUGCUUACGUAUACCAGAGGGAGACGCUAAUUUGUAGCUCUGAUGACCCAGAAGAACAAAAGAGGAGAUUCUGAAAGAUUUAACUUUUCACUUUGAAACAUGCAAAACACAUGUUUUUAAAUAUAUAGAUACGGGUCGUCAUGAUGCCAGUCAUCUAAACUUAAAGAUACAAUAUGUAGAAUUUUAUUCUAAAUUUACACUAAAAUAUCUAAAUUUAUUUAUUUUGUCCCUUUAGGCUUCCCGUAGAUAGUCGUCCUCAGUGUCUCCCUGUAGUCUCAGUGAUCUAAAAGAAGAACACUGCUGCAUCUUUGAAUGUCUCAUUUCACUUUAACAAACUCUCAGACAGCUCAGCUGACGAGUUGCAUCAUGACCUAAUGAUAAUGUCUCUUUUACUAAAACUCAGUGUGAUGAAUCUCUUCUAUCAACCAAGUUUCAAUACCCCAAAGCUUACAAAAAAGGCACUGUCACACAACCUUGGAUAAGCGGAAGAAAAUGGACGGCUGGUUUAAUAAUUUCGUCUUCAUGUUUCCACAUUUUUUUCUUUAAUCUAAGAGUUUUACAGAUAUUUUUUUAACUCACAUUUUGCUUUUCUCAUCUGCUCUUCUUUGUGAUGACACUUUAAUUUGAAGGGUUAUUCUUUUUUUUAUGGCGCUCAUACGAUUCCAUACUGAUAGGUCCACUCACUGCAGUGCUUUGAAUAAUGUUCAGUCUCUCGUGUGUGACCCGACGCUGCACCCUGAUGCCUGACGUGAGAACUUCUCGACGUCCCUUUACUCCCUCAAACAUAUAAAAAAAAAGCGUAAACGUCCGUCUCUCACUGUGAUACAGUUUCACUUGAAAGGAUGUUGAGUUUGAGACUGGACCAGUGAUACUUUGGGGUGUUUUGUGUCUCUGUUGAACCCACGUGUCUUAGUCUACAGCUCGCCUUCUCUGUGCUCUUCAGUGUGUGAUGCUACCUGUCUUUGCAGACCAGUGGUGAAAUAUAGCGCUUACUAAUAAUAAUUUGAAUAACAGAGAGUUCUUUCUAACAGUCUUAGUGUGUGGACAAAGUUGUGUAAAAGACUUGGAAACCUGCCAGAGGUGUUUUAGGUUCUGUAUAACGCGUGGCAUCUGCAGCGUCCGUACGCGUGUUUUCACAGCUAACCUUUAAUCCAGUGUUUGAACCCUCUCAGCUCUUCUUACAGUCACUGUAUGUUUUUGUAUAAUAGAACCAAAAAAAACACCAAAAAAUAUUUAUUGAAGUGUGUUUUAAAAACCAUGAAUAAAUAUAAUAAUUAAACGGACCUUGCUUUUAUUUUGAAAAGCUACUGUGUUUUCUAUCUGACAAGUAUUCGUAUAACAAGAAUAUGUAUUCCUGACUAAAUAAAGUUAUCUUUUCCUGAUCACA
This is a messenger RNA of Labrus mixtus (cuckoo wrasse), 9983 nucleotides long. It is a transcript of the gene plcl1, whose product is annotated as phospholipase C like 1. The transcript is spliced from 13 exons. The coding region runs from base 891 to 4364 and encodes 1157 amino acids. Gene Ontology annotation, biological process: intracellular signal transduction; lipid metabolic process. NCBI's taxonomy places the organism in Eukaryota, Metazoa, Chordata, Actinopteri, Labriformes, Labridae. Gene Ontology annotation, molecular function: phosphatidylinositol-4,5-bisphosphate phospholipase C activity. The record is from RefSeq and is a predicted model, not a curated record.